UCGCAUAGUUACGAUUUUGUUUUAUCAAUUAUAAAUAUUUUGUUUUUCAAACCUAAGUAUUUGCACUUUGAGGACUUUUUAAUAUUUACACAAAUAUCUAACAUUCACAAUGAAGAAGGUGAUGAAAGAUUUAGCCCCUAUAGCUAUCCCUCAUGGGCCCCCGGUGGAGUCCACUUCUGAAUACUAUAAAUCUUUAAUGGAAAGUUCUCGUAUGGUUAAAAAAUAUCCAGUAUGGGAUGUAGCUCGUCCAACACCUCAAGUUUUGAUGGAACAAGCUCGAAGAGAUCUCAUGGAGGCGGACGAGAAACUAGCACUCAAAAGAAAUGAGGAGAAAGAAAACAGGAGAAUGAUGGAUGAAAAAUGGAAAGAAUUACGAGAAAAGGAAAUGCUGUUGAAGGAAUCUUUUAUAAGCUUUAAUAAGUUUAUUCGCGAGAAUCAAGAGAAACGCGAUAGGGCUGAACGUAAAAUGGAAGCUGACACGGAAGUCCUCCAGCGUAAGACGCGUGAAACCGAGGCUAUGAGGCAGCGUGUGUCUGAGAUGGAGGAAGUGAAGGAAUUGAUGGAACAACAAGUCCGAGACUACACUAUAUACGAGGACUAUUUGAUGUCCGUCGUACAUAAUUACCCAGAAUUCAAGCAGCCGUUAGAUGUACUCAACCGUUAUGAGGCCUUAGCUGCGGCGAAGAGUUCCCUGGCAGAGCGACAGGAAAGAGACUUGGAGUUGUUGGAGAGCGCUAGAAGACAAAUCGCAACUCUUACUGAAGAAAAGAAGCUUUGCAUAAUGGGCCUUAAUAAUACACUUGCUGAUUUGAGGUGGCGUUUUGACAAGGCGAGAAAUCGUGUCGUCAAAUGGGAGUUGGCGUUGGAGCGUCUGAAGGAGACGGCGGCUAGACGUCAUGUCGAACUCUGUCACGUUCGGGCCGCAGUGUGGAGCUUGUACUUGAAGAUUUGCAAACAGAAAGGUCUGGAAGUGGACGUUUCUGUGGACGACUACGAGCAGCAACUGGUUGUCGUGAUGAGAGCUCUGUUAGAGCUGAGGCGUAUAUACCGCAUAGCUCAGAGGCGGUCCAAGGAGAAGGAUGCGGAAUCAAUGCAAACGUCUUGAAAACGGUUGAUUAAAAUUUUUCAUGUCUUUCUUGUACUUGAAUAAAUUAUGAUAAGAAAAUGAUAUAAGUAAUUUAACAAGUACUGAAAACUUCUUCAAAGUCUAGCUAAUUAAAUCAUCAACGUUUAAAGGACUUGGCAACAAUUAAAAGUUUUGUAAUUACAGUCAACUUAAAUAUGAAGUUCCUAACUAGAAAGAGUUAAAUACCUCGUGAAAUUACUAAGUUUCGUUCACAUAAAAUCUUGGGAAUUUCAACUCUGCCUACACUUUAUUUCAAAUUUAACUUACUUCAAAAUUCUCUUUAAAUAGUAUUUUUAAUAUGCUUUAAAUGGGUUUCUACUUUAUAGUUUCUAGAGUUAUUUUAAUCAUUGUUUUAACAGCCGUUCACAAACCACUUCGUUAAAAGUGUAAACCAAUUAACUAUGAAAAGCUCAUGUAAUAUAAGAGGGUGUCUGCAGGAUACGUUCACUUGCUCCUUGGAAAUAGGCGAGUGAAAACGUAAGAAUUGUGAUAAAAUUUUUGGAGAUCAUAAAAAUUUAAACCUUUUUAUUAAGAGCGGUUUAUACUUAACAUGAUAUUGACAGAAAUUAAAGAGAAUCUAUAAAUAAAAGACCAGAGAUUUCCCUCCAAAAAAUUAUAUUGUGUAUUUCAUCAUCAUCAUCAUCAGCCUAUACUGGUCCACUGCUAAACAUAGGCCUCUCCAAUUGCA
This is a messenger RNA of Danaus plexippus (monarch butterfly), 1814 nucleotides long. RefSeq names its product coiled-coil domain-containing protein 42 homolog. The record is from RefSeq and is a predicted model, not a curated record. Bases 110 to 1105 code for a protein of 331 amino acids. The transcript has 7 exons. Lineage: Eukaryota; Metazoa; Arthropoda; Insecta; Lepidoptera; Nymphalidae.